UUGGCUAUACUAGAAGUUCGUAUUAGCCCAGACUCUGCCUGCCAUUUUGUAAGAUAGAAGGGUGAUAAUAAAAAGUUUUAUGGUUUUAAAAUUUUUAAAAAGCUUAUUUGCCAAUUUUAUAAGGGCUCAUAACAAAUGUUUAAAUGGACGCUGCGUCCAUAAUAACUCAGGUGUCACGGGAUGACGAGCAGUUAAACAACUAUGGAUCUGAUAGAGGAGCUACUACUGGCGGGCAGCAUGAGGGAGAUGGAACACCAGUAUCAGGUUCUACUCCCAUUGGGACUAAGAAAUCAAGUGGUACAGGUGGAUUCCUCAGAUCGUUAUUGUGUUGUUGGCGUGGUGGUAGAGGAAAAGGCCCACCUAGUGGAAAUGGCACAAAUAGUAUUGAUGGCAGGGCUUCCCCUCCACUCCUUGUUAUGUCAGACCAUGCACCAAGACCGUUACUUCCACCUGUGAGACAUCAGGACAUGCACAAAAAAUGUAUGGUCAUAGAUCUUGAUGAAACAUUAGUCCACAGUUCUUUUAAGCCAAUAAAUAACGCAGACUUUGUGGUGCCGGUGGAAAUAGACGGCGCGGUCCAUCAAGUGUAUGUGCUUAAGAGGCCACACGUUGACGAGUUCCUGCGACGCUGUGGGGAGUUAUAUGAAUGUGUGCUUUUUACCGCAUCGCUGGCUAAAUACGCGGAUCCCGUCGCUGAUCUUCUAGAUAGAUGGGGCGUAUUCCGGGCGCGAUUGUUCCGCGACAGUUGUGUGUUCCAUCGAGGGAACUAUGUGAAAGACCUGAACAGUUUAGGCAGAGAUCUGCGACGCGUCGUUAUUGUUGACAACUCGCCAGCUUCAUACAUAUUCCAUCCUGAUAACGCUGUACCUGUCGCGUCAUGGUUCGACGACAUGACGGAUUCAGAACUGUUGGACUUAAUACCGUUUUUCGAGAAAUUAAGCAAGGUUGACAGUGUUUAUACAGUGCUCCGCAAUUCAAACCAUCCGUACAAUCCCACGCAGAACGCAUCCCCUUCCAUGUAGCGGAGAGUGCGUGCGAGCCCGCAGUGCGUGCGCACGUAUACGCUAGAUUGUAUGAACUGCGACAAUACGAAGUGCGAAGAAACGUGUUUUCACAGUUACGAAAGCUCGAAGUGCGUAUACGCGUACGAAUCGCAUGUACGCGAAUACGAUACGCGUAUAACCCAAGGCUUGAAGGAAACACGUAUACACCAGUCGCGUGUCUACCACCCGUGUCCCACCGAUCGCGAUUUAGCCAACAUACAGACGCACAGGCCGUUUAUAGCGUUCAUACAAACGAUAAUUAACAAGGGAGCGAACUUCGUCUUAAGUGCCAAUUUUGCCUUCUGGAUAGUAAGGACUUUGUUUGUACCUAUUUUACAGUUUAGGUAUUUCUUAGUACGUAAGUGGUCGGUGUGAUUUCACGGCUUGCGACGAAUCCCCGCUGUAGGAAUAUCGAUUUUAUCUUUUUAUAUCGUGCUUGGGAUCAAAUAUGAGUAAGUUUCACCCUCAUUGUAUAUAGGGUGUCCAUAAAUCGGGAUUAAUUGGCAAUAAUUUUUUUAAUACAUUUUAAUAAUAUCGUAAAACAAGACUUUCAUGUACGUACACCUGUACUACACAUUUAUUUGAUUUAUUUUAUUAACUCGAAUUUUAUUUUUUUACCUUGACUAGUUCUGUUAUCAUAGAGUUAUGUAACACAUUUUAAAAAUUUGCGUUUGUAACCUAGAUGUAUACGUACAUCAAAAAUGGUGUAUCAAUAAAAAUCGUGUUUGGGACACCCUGUAUAUAAUAAUGUUACGAAUUUUCGCGAUUCGACUGUUAUUGUAAGUCAUACGUGUAAAUAACAUUUAAAAUCUUAAUAGCUUACGGUACAUUAUUAUUGUGUAAAUAAGCAAUAGAUUAAAAUUCAAGUAUCAAGAUUUUUGCACAGAUAAGACAAAAAUUACAUUAUCAUAAGGAAUGUUCUCGUAAGAAUUGUUACAUAUUUUACAGCGUACUGAAAUUAACGGAUUUUGAGCGUUUCCCGCGCUACAUAUUAAAAUUUCAUUAAAAAUAUGUGUAUUAUGAUAAUGUAAUUUGGUCAAGAUUUGCACAAAAGCAUUAAUGUGAUCGCAAUAAUUUUUUUUCAUAUUUUUCUUGACAAUAAUGUGAAUAUCGGUGUCAUGUUUUAAUCGUAGAAUAAAUCAUGAAGUCAUAGAACGGGUGAAUUUACGUCUUAGAUUCUUUAAAUGUGAUGCCGUCUCUCUCUACACGGUUACUUAGAGUGGGACGGCAGACCAUAAAUUUUUAUCUAAAUAGAUUUUAUACUUUUCAAAGCUUAACAUUUUAUGUGUACAACGUAAAAUAUUAACACAGUAUUAACUAGAUAAGAAUUCGAUGCCAUGAAAUAUAGAACCGUAAGGUUUAAAUAUAUUUUUACACAAUAUAAGAGAGAUUAAACGUCGAAUCUUCGCUUUUUACAAUAUAUAAAAUCAUUCUAUAAAGCAUUCUAAUGGUUGUCGUGAAACGCACGAAUCGAAUUCCCAAGAGAUUGGCGAAAUUUCUGAUAAUCCCUAAGUAAGAUUUGAUAAGUGUGAAUUUGAUGGUGCUUGCAGUAUUAUUAAGCAACGUGUGUUUCCAUUAACGCACAUUUGGCACUAAAUUAAAAAAAAAACAGCAGUUUUCUUAUGGCGCGUGAAUUAUUUAUUAUAUUUUUAUUUUGCUUAGCAAAUCAUGAUUUUAUCGUUUGAGCAAUAUAUUUCUGUAGAUGUAAAUAAGAUUUUUUUAUUUGAUCGUUUUUAGAACGGUUUUGACGAUUCAUUUACUAAUUUAUGUAAAUGUUUGUUAUUUAGUGACUACGGUGUAUGUAUAUACCCUUUUAUACUAGGUUCUAUGUGUAGUUUGUAACCUCUGAUCAUAUACAGUGACCUGUAAUCCACAUUUUUAUUUGCCUCCUAGCGUUAAACUUAGGUGUUUUUCAGAUGCACUAUUCUAAUACGUGAAAAUUUAUCGUAGAUUAAAACGAAUGUAAUAAAGUAAGAACAAAGGCCGUACCUACGCGUCUACGUUAUUAUACGCGUAUACUUGUACGUGCACGCAUUUUAAACUUGUCUCUAAGUGUUCCAGUCUUCACCAUAUAUAUUUACUUUUGGUAUUUACAUCAUAAAGUGUGACUAAAUGAUGUAAAUAGCAUUUAUAAAUAUACUCACACUCUAUUACGACUUAAAUUUAGUCUACCCACCCGAAAUUCGAAUUAAUAAGUCACUUAAAGUGUAAUUAAUUGCCUUAAAUGCACAAUUAUUCGGUUUUGCAAAAUUUCAAUAUGAGACGGUUUCUUUAGGCAACGUCACUGGCAGAUAGAAAUACCGUUUUUGAUUGAGCCACCUAAAGAGAUUUUUAAAAGCAACAAUAUGGACACAGCCUUAUGCGUUAAGCAGGCCGGAUGCCAGUGCGUAUAUAGCCUUACGAGCGUUAUACAACUUAGCAUGCAACACGCUAUCGAUAACACGAUCACACGGCUUCGCGUUAUAUAUGUAGCAUCUCAGUGCUUUUUGAAUUUUUUUAUCGGUAUCACUGCAUAUAGCGAAUCGGCCGUCCUAAUAUACGAUGUGUGUACAAGUGUGUUCUGAUAUGGCGACGCAUUUAAUUGCCGCUCAAACAAUGGGGAUUUUCGUUUUUCAUAUUGCGGUUAUACCAUUACAUGAAUCAUGCAUUCGUUUUAUGCAUUAACAUACAAGUUUCCAUUUUUCUAUACGUUUUAAAUAUAGUACUCAUUUAAGACGUUUACUGCAAAUUGUUAAUGAAUUAAAUUAAAAUGGCGUGGUGUGGAUAAAGUUCGCGCAUCGCUCUGAACAUCUGGACGUAUAAUUCAGCUCUUGUAGAUUUCUUUAGAUGAUUAAUUGCGUCGUCAAAAUCGGAGUACCUUAUAUAUUAAUGUCCGCCUUCGAGCAACGUAAAGAUUUCCUUAUGUGGAUUACGUAUCGUCAUCCAUAAGCCACGGUAGAGCAUUUAAGAUUAAGCAUAACACUAGUUUUAGGAUGUUAUAGUAAUAUAUACGUUGGUUUAUACACAGAUCUUCACAACACUAAGGGCCUGUUUCACAAUGUAUGGAUAAAGUACCAAAUAGCUAUGCAACACAUAAAUUAUUCGAAAGAUAAAAGUUCCGAAUAAGAUACUUCGCGUUUCAUGACGAAUAGCGCUAUCUGACAGUCGUAAAACGCAAAAAUACAGUUUAUCCUAACAAUAAGUAAUAAAUAGCUUAUUUGGAACUUACUACAUUGUGAAACAGACCCUAAAACUUAUAUAUUUCUUUUGAAGCCGAAAUCGUCCAAGUAUGUUAUUUAGUCGUAAUUUCUAUUGUUAAUUUUAUAUACUGCAUGCAAUAAAAUUUGAUUGAUAUUUCGCUAAUGUGAACGAGAUUGGGAAUUCGUUGUUAUAAUUUUUAUAAUGUAUUUAAUAAGUGAGUGCGAGAGAUUAACGUAUCAGAAUAGUGUUCUUUGUUUAUUCGAUUGCACGAUUGUGCCUUUUUAAUCAAAUGAUGCGCCAUAUAUAGAUUUUUUUGUAUGGUACCGUUUCAAUUGCUAUUCCGAAGAUAAAGGUUCAAAGAUAUAUGAAAUGUUUCUAGAAUUUUCUAUAUGGGACAAAAGUUAAAUUGAUUUCUUUUGGAUUUGCAAGGUAAAGUACAAAUCAGUUAGUAAAUGCGACAUCAACAGCAAUUUAGUUAUAUUAUAAGGUUGUGCUUAUACUGUACCACAUAUCAUUUUCAUUCACACUCAAACUGUUCAUUCAUUAUUUUAUAAAAAAUGAAAUAACUGAUUUCUAAAGCAAUAUCUUUUUUAAUUGUAGCUUUUAAAAAAUACAUGAAAUGGUGUUGGAUCAAAGUUCUUGGGCUUUUGAUAAGAAUACUUUGCGAUAUGCGUGGAUUUUGUUUUCAUAGUUCUUCAAGUUAUUUUUUUGGAAGCCAUGUGAAUGUAAAUUAAUAAUUUUGAUGUCAUAUUUUAUGCAUUUAGUUGCGGUGAAUCGAAUCUGUUUAUAAUUGAUUUAUAUAAAUGAAAUUAUUUUUUAUAAAUUAUGAUAAUCAUUAUCUAAAUGAUGUAAUGAAUUUUCAGUGCAAUUUAAGCUCGGGACUUUGUGAAUGUAUCAAUAUUAUAAAAUAGGUGUUGGCUUGUAGAUAUAUUGUACAGCAAAGUACGAAUGUACAGUCGCCUUCAAAUGUAUGUUUCCCAUUUUUAUCAUAUAGCUUAGACUUUGUUAGCUUCGUAACGGAUAUGUAGGUCUGCAAUUUUUAAAAAUUCAAAUCGUACCGAUUAAUGAUGAAACGGCAAAAAAUUGUCAAAUAGCAUUUUUUAAACUGGUGUGGUGCUCAGCUCGGCUAUUAUUAGCAAACAAUAUCUAAUUUAUAUACCCAUAAUUCCCCAUCGUUAAAAUAUUUUUGAAAGCGACUGUACCUGAAAAUGAGAGGAUAUAUGUAAUAGCCACGAUGUAUAGGGUAUCUGGAUAAGCUAGGUGACAUUUACUUGACACGAAAUUUAUAUUAUGGUGUACAUUUUUGAUAUGAUGUUGUACAAAAGAGACAUUUGGUAUGUUAUUUUAUAGGAUUGAAAUAAAUAGCCUUAAUAAAAA
This is a messenger RNA of Pieris rapae (cabbage white), 5600 nucleotides long. It is a transcript of the gene hzg, whose product is annotated as carboxy-terminal domain RNA polymerase II polypeptide A small phosphatase 1. Bases 144 to 1022 code for a protein of 292 amino acids. The record is from RefSeq and is a predicted model, not a curated record. The transcript is spliced from 5 exons. Lineage: Eukaryota; Metazoa; Arthropoda; Insecta; Lepidoptera; Pieridae. Gene Ontology annotation, molecular function: RNA polymerase II CTD heptapeptide repeat phosphatase activity.